Messenger RNA from Exserohilum turcica Et28A, 981 nucleotides. RefSeq lists its product as uncharacterized. The transcript has a single exon. The record is from RefSeq and is a predicted model, not a curated record. Lineage: Eukaryota; Fungi; Ascomycota; Dothideomycetes; Pleosporales; Pleosporaceae. Bases 1 to 981 code for a protein of 326 amino acids.
AUGAAAGUCCUCAUCACCGGCGCAGGCGGCUUCGUCGGCCAAAUCCUCGCCCAACACCUGAUUUCCAGCAACACGGCCACCCGCCUAGUUCUCGUAGACCUGCACUCGCCGCCCAACCCCACGACGGCCACCUCGCCGGACACUGUACGCUGCGUAGCCGCCGACCUAACCUCGUCCGCAACCUGCUCGUCGCUGAUCGACGACGAAGCGCCCGACGCCGUGUACAUCCUGCACGGCAUCAUGUCUAGCGGGAGCGAAGCAAACCUCGAGUUAGGUCUUGCCGUCAACUUCGAGUCGGUACGGCAGCUACUAGACACGAUACGGCGGACGGGGCGUAGCAGCACAAAAGUCGUUUUUACAUCUUCGUGCGCGGUAUUCGGGCGCGCGGCCGUGACGCAGGUCGCAACCGAGACGGAUGUGGUGCCCAUGCCGGAAUCCAGCUACGGGACGCAGAAACUCAUGAUUGAGUUUCUGGUGAAUGAUUACUCGCGGCGCGGGCUGCUGGAUGGCCGCAGUGUAAGGCUGCCGACGGUGUUUGUGAGGGCGGGCGCGCCGACGGCGGCUGCGUCGUCGUUUGUGUCGGGUAUUGUGCGCGAGCCGAUUCAUGGGUUUGAGGCCGAGUUGCCUGUGGAUCCCCAGAUAGGCAUUUGGCUGACGUCGCCGCGCACGCUGGCCGAGAACCUUGUGCAUGCGGUAAAGGUGCCGGCGGAGAAGUUUGGUCACUUUAGACAGGUGUUGUUGCCCGGGUAUACGGCGACGAGCGGUGAGAUACUGGAUGCGUUGGAGAAGGUUGCGGGAAAGGAGGCGAGGGCGCUGGUCAAGGAGAAGAGGGAUGAGACUACGCAGAGGAUCGUGUUGAGUUGGCCGGCCAAAUACGAUACCACUCGGGCAAAGGAGCUGGGCUUUAGCGAAGACGUGGGAUUGGAGCAGACGAUUAAGGAUUUUAUUCAAGGGGAGAAGUUGAGUGGAAGGCUACAAUAG